AUGCCAUUCAUCCAUACGCCAACAUGGCGAGUCCCUGAACACUCCAUUGAACUCAUUCUCGGCCUCGCUGCAGUCGGCGCCCAGUAUUGCUUCGAGCAUCGCAUGUCCGAGAGACUCUUCCAAGCGGGCAAGGCCAUUCUCAUGGAGAGGUUGAUGCACGAGUCCGAAACGUUUGGUGCGAACACCGCUUCAUCCCUCAAUCUUCACAACCUGACACCACAACGCCGCGCCUCGCAAGGUUUUAGGGAGAGGGACUGGGGUCCUUGGGAACCAAUAGAGACAGUUCGAGCCUUGAUUGCCCUCAUGGGUUACGCCACUUGGGAGCCUAAAGUGUCACUUGUGCAGGAAGCGUUUGCUCUACAGGCACUUCUGGCACAGAUCCUUCGACAAGUUGGUCUUUAUGAAGAGGAUGUCCCUCAACUUCCUGCCGAUCAGGCCACCCCGCAAGCCGCCUGGCAAGCAUGGGUGCGACAGGAGUCUACGCGCCGAGCCAAGCUCAUUGCCUUUUCCUUCAUGCACACUCACAGCAUCGCAUAUAAUGUGUAUCCUGUGCUACGCAGCAACGAGGUUGGUCUUCGACUCCCUUGCUCAACUGGAGAGUGGAAAGCGCAGUCGGCGUGUCAGUGGCAGACUGCUCGCCAGGAAACUGAGAAGCAACAACUGUACUUCCAAGACGCUUUGUCCUUGUUACUGAGGAACACUGACGGAACCGCUCCCGUUGACCCCAUUCCAACACCAUUGGGUAACUACAUCCUUUUGCAUGGGCUCCUCCAGAGGAUCUUUAUUGUCCGCGAUUUGUCUCUACCAGUCAUGGAUCAGUCAGCGUCUCUUCCCAGCGAAGAGGUUGACAAGCUUGAACGAGGCCUGCGUUCCUGGACUGCGGGGUGGCAGCAAGCUCCCGAAUCCAGUCUUGACCCCAACAACGAGAAUGGACCCAUCCCCUUCACAUCCAGCUCUUUGCUCGGCCUCGCCUAUGUGCGCAUCUACCUUCACCUUGGUCCAUACCGGCUUCUUGACUCUCGAGACCCCAUGCGUAUUGCCAAGGCUAUCAACCGGUCUCCUGCCGUGGAGCGGAGUGGCGGCGUCAUCACCGCGCUGCUGUACACUGCUCAUAUGCUCAGCAUCCCUGUGCGACUUGGCGUUGAUCGUGUCGCGCGCAGCCAGGCAUUCUUCUGGAGCGUUCGUCACUCGCUUUCGGGGUUGGAGUGUGCCGUUCUGCUCAGUAAAUGGCUGUCAUCACUUACUGAAUCUGUCGCGACGACGCCUCUUAGCGAUAGCGAAGAUCGGAUCUUGCACUGGGUUCGAUGCAUUGUGGAAGAGGCGUACGAUGUUGUCGAUUUCGAAGACGAUGAGCCCGAAACAUCAACAGAUCGAGAUCCCGCUUCACUGAGCCUGGCGGUUCUGAGAAUAUGGGCACACUUUUUCAAAAGCAACACGCAAUGGCCUUUCAUCAACAUCAUCGGAAAGAGCUUGGAGAAGUACCGAGAGUUGCUCAUGCGCAGCAGAAAGCAGCUAGCCACUUGA
Colletotrichum fioriniae is the source of this 1524-nucleotide messenger RNA. RefSeq lists its product as uncharacterized. NCBI's taxonomy places the organism in Eukaryota, Fungi, Ascomycota, Sordariomycetes, Glomerellales, Glomerellaceae. The record is from RefSeq and is a predicted model, not a curated record. Gene Ontology annotation, cellular component: chromatin. Gene Ontology annotation, biological process: regulation of transcription by RNA polymerase II; DNA-templated transcription. Gene Ontology annotation, molecular function: RNA polymerase II cis-regulatory region sequence-specific DNA binding; zinc ion binding; DNA-binding transcription factor activity, RNA polymerase II-specific.